Mastomys coucha (southern multimammate mouse) is the source of this 3018-nucleotide messenger RNA. It is a transcript of the gene Sulf2, whose product is annotated as sulfatase 2. The coding region runs from base 334 to 2961 and encodes 875 amino acids. The transcript is spliced from 21 exons. Lineage: Eukaryota; Metazoa; Chordata; Mammalia; Rodentia; Muridae. The record is from RefSeq and is a predicted model, not a curated record. Gene Ontology annotation, molecular function: calcium ion binding; N-acetylglucosamine-6-sulfatase activity; glycosaminoglycan binding. Gene Ontology annotation, cellular component: Golgi apparatus; cell surface; endoplasmic reticulum.
GCUGGGAGGGAGGAGGACGGAAAAGCGGAAAGAGGCUGGAUUCUCUGCGCGCCAGCCCGGGGGCCUGAUCCAUGGCUCUCGCGACUUCGCGCCGGUGUCUGGUGGACUAAGAGAUGCGCCCCCGGUCCGAGUGGCACACACGCGCGCACACACGCACGCGCGGUCCCGGCUCGCCGGCAGCUCCCUGCUCAGCGCACAUCAGCCUCAACUCCGCGCCCAGGGCGAGCGGGAGCGGGUGCGGAUCCUGAGGGAAGAGGGGAAGGAAUCCCAUCCUCGAGAUACCACCUCAACCUCUGCAUCCGGGAAGAAGCCACAGACUAGCAAGCCACGCCCAUGGCACCCCCUGGCCUGCCACUAUGGCUGCUGUCCACCGCCCUCCUCUCCCUUCUGGCUGGCAGCUCGGCCUUCCUCUCCCAUCCCCGCCUGAAGGGCCGCUUCCAGAGGGACCGAAGGAACAUCCGGCCCAACAUCAUCUUAGUGCUCACGGAUGACCAGGACGUGGAGCUGGGCUCCAUGCAGGUGAUGAACAAGACAAGACGUAUCAUGGAGCAGGGCGGGGCACACUUCAUCAAUGCCUUUGUGACGACACCAAUGUGCUGUCCGUCUCGUUCCUCCAUCCUCACCGGCAAGUACGUCCACAAUCACAACACCUACACCAACAAUGAGAACUGUUCCUCGCCCUCCUGGCAGGCCCAGCACGAGAGCCGCACCUUCGCCGUGUACCUCAACAGCACAGGCUACCGGACAGCUUUCUUCGGAAAAUACCUCAAUGAGUACAAUGGCUCCUACGUGCCACCUGGCUGGAAGGAGUGGGUCGGGCUCCUGAAGAACUCCCGGUUUUAUAACUACACACUCUGCCGGAAUGGGGUGAAGGAGAAACAUGGCUCGGACUACUCCACAGAUUACCUCACGGAUCUCAUCACCAAUGACAGUGUGAGCUUCUUCCGAACAUCCAAGAAGAUGUACCCACACAGGCCUGUGCUCAUGGUCAUCAGCCACGCAGCUCCCCACGGCCCCGAGGACUCAGCGCCCCAGUACUCACGCCUCUUCCCCAAUGCGUCCCAGCACAUCACCCCGAGUUACAACUAUGCACCCAACCCAGACAAGCAUUGGAUCAUGCGCUACACGGGACCCAUGAAGCCCAUUCACAUGGAAUUCACCAACAUGCUACAGCGCAAACGCCUUCAGACCCUCAUGUCUGUGGACGACUCCAUGGAGACGAUCUAUGACAUGCUGGUGGAGACGGGGGAGCUGGACAACACGUAUAUCGUGUACACCGCCGACCACGGCUACCACAUUGGCCAGUUCGGUCUGGUGAAGGGCAAGUCCAUGCCCUACGAGUUCGACAUCAGGGUCCCGUUCUAUGUGAGGGGCCCCAACGUGGAAGCUGGCUCUCUAAAUCCCCACAUCGUCCUCAACAUUGACCUGGCCCCCACCAUACUGGAUAUCGCUGGGCUGGACAUCCCCGCAGACAUGGAUGGGAAGUCCAUCCUCAAGCUACUGGAUUCAGAGCGGCCAGUGAACCGGUUCCACUUGAAAAAGAAGCUGAGGGUCUGGCGAGACUCCUUCCUGGUGGAGAGAGGCAAACUGCUCCACAAGAGGGAGGGUGACAAAGUGAAUGCCCAGGAGGAGAACUUCCUGCCCAAGCAUCAGCGUGUGAAGGACCUGUGUCAGCGAGCUGAGUACCAGACCGCAUGCGAGCAGCUGGGACAGAAGUGGCAGUGUGUGGAGGAUGCUUCCGGGACGCUGAAGCUGCACAAGUGUAAGGGCCCCAUGCGCUUCGGCGGUGGCGGCGGUGGUGGCAGAGCCCUCUCCAACCUGGUGCCCAAGUACGACGGCCAGAGCAGCGAGGCCUGCAGCUGUGACAGCAGCGGAGGAGACUACAAACUGGGCCUGGCUGGACGCCGUAAACUCUUUAAGAAAAAGUACAAGACCAGCUACGCCCGGAACCGCUCCAUCCGUUCCGUGGCCAUCGAGGUGGAUGGUGAGGUGUACCACGUAGGCUUGGAUAGCAUGCCCCAGCCCCGUAACCUUACCAAGCGGCACUGGCCAGGAGCCCCCGAAGACCAGGAUGACAAGGAUGGUGGCAGCUUCAGUGGUACUGGUGGCCUUCCAGAUUAUUCUGCCCCCAAUCCUAUUAAAGUGACCCAUCGGUGCUACAUCCUUGAGAAUGACACGGUCCAGUGUGACUUGGACCUGUACAAGUCCCUGCAGGCUUGGAAAGACCACAAGCUGCACAUCGACCAUGAGAUCGAAACCCUGCAGAACAAAAUUAAGAACCUUCGAGAAGUCCGGGGUCACCUGAAGAAGAAGCGACCAGAAGAAUGUGACUGCCAUAAAAUCAGUUAUCACAGCCAACACAAAGGCCGCCUCAAGCACAAAGGCUCCAGCCUGCACCCUUUCAGGAAGGGUCUGCAGGAGAAGGACAAGGUGUGGCUGCUGCGGGAGCAGAAACGCAAGAAGAAACUGCGCAAGCUGCUCAAGCGGCUACAGAACAAUGAUACGUGCAGCAUGCCCGGCCUCACGUGCUUUACCCAUGACAACCACCACUGGCAGACAGCGCCGCUCUGGACAUUGGGGCCCUUCUGUGCCUGCACCAGUGCCAACAACAACACGUACUGGUGCUUGAGGACCAUCAAUGAGACCCACAACUUCCUCUUCUGUGAAUUUGCAACGGGCUUCAUAGAAUACUUUGACCUCAGUACAGACCCUUACCAGCUGAUGAACGCGGUUAACACAUUGGACAGGGACGUCCUUAACCAGCUGCACGUUCAGCUCAUGGAGCUAAGGAGCUGUAAAGGCUACAAGCAGUGUAACCCCCGGACCCGCAACAUGGACCUGGGGCUUAGAGACGGAGGAAGCUAUGAACAAUACAGGCAGUUUCAGCGUCGAAAAUGGCCAGAAAUGAAGAGACCUUCUUCCAAAUCACUGGGACAGCUAUGGGAAGGCUGGGAAGGCUAAGCGGCCAUACAGAGGAACCUCCAUAACCAGAGGCCUCGUGUGGCUGUCCAGGCUGUG